Brassica napus (rape) is the source of this 3614-nucleotide messenger RNA. RefSeq names its product phytochrome C. Gene Ontology annotation, molecular function: protein homodimerization activity; photoreceptor activity. Bases 105 to 3461 code for a protein of 1118 amino acids. Lineage: Eukaryota; Viridiplantae; Streptophyta; Magnoliopsida; Brassicales; Brassicaceae. The transcript has 3 exons. Gene Ontology annotation, biological process: detection of visible light; regulation of DNA-templated transcription; red, far-red light phototransduction. The record is from RefSeq and is a predicted model, not a curated record.
UCUCCGCUCUGGGAUUGAUUCUUCUCUCACUAACCAAAGAAAAGAUGCAAACUCUCGAAUAAAUCGCAGGAAACGGAAUCCUAUCCGAGUAGAAGAAAGAAAAAAUGUCAUCAGGUAGCAAUUCGGGAAGCUGUUCAACUCGAUCCAGAAACAACUCUCGGGUUACUUCACAAGUCCUCGCUGAUGCAAAGCUCCACGGGAGUUUCGAGGAAUCGGAGCGUUUAUUCGACUACUCAGCUUCAAUUAACGUGAACAUGCCGACCUCCUCCUCCUACGACAUCCCUUCUUCUUCAGACGUCUCAUCUUACUUACAGAAGAUUCAGAGAGGGAUGUUGAUUCAGCCCUUUGGUUGCUUAAUCGUCGUUGACGACAAAACCCUCAAAGUGAUUGCCUUCAGUGAGAACACGCAAGAGAUGUUGGGUUUGACUCCACAUACUGUGCCUAGCAUCACAGAGCAACGUGAAGCGCUGAGUAUCGGAACUGAUGUGCAAUCUCUGUUUCAGUCUCAAGGCUCUUCUGCUUUACAGAAAGCUGCUGACUUUGGUGAGAUUAGUAUUCUGAAUCCUAUCACGCUUCACUGCAGGACUUCAGGCAAGCCUUUUUAUGCCAUUCUCCAUCGAAUUGAACAAGGUCUCGUUAUCGAUUUGGAGCCAGUCAGUCCUGAUGAGGUCCCAGUCACUGCUGCUGGUGCGUUGAAGUCAUACAAGCUCGCUGCUAAAUCCAUUUCGAGGUUGCAGGCAUUGCCUAGUGGGAAUAUGUCGUUGCUCUGUGACGCUUUGGUCAAGGAAGUUAGUGAGUUAACCGGUUAUGAUAGGGUGAUGGUUUAUAAGUUCCAUGAAGAUGGGCAUGGGGAAGUGAUUGCUGAGUGCUGUAAGGCAGACUUGGAACCUUAUCUUGGGUUGCAUUACUCGGCUACCGAUAUACCACAAGCCUCUAGAUUUCUCUUUAUGAGAAACAAGGUUAGGAUGAUUUGUGAUUGUUCGGCUGCUCCAGUUAAAGUAGUCCAGGACAAGAGUCUCUCACAGCCGGUUACUCUCUCUGGAUCUACUCUGAGAGCUCCUCAUGGCUGUCACGCGCAGUAUAUGAGUAAUAUGGGCUCAGUGGCAUCCCUUGUUAUGUCCGUAACGAUCAAUGGUAGUGAUAGUGAUGAGAUGAACAGAGAUUUGCAGACAGGCAGAACAUUAUGGGGCUUAGUGGUUUGCCAUCACGCAAGUCCUAGGGUCGUCCCGUUUCCUCUGAGAUAUGCCUGUGAAUUCUUGACUCAGGUGUUUGGCGUGCAGAUCAACAAGGAAGCGGAAUCAGCUCUUCUGUUGAAAGAGAAGCGUAUUUUGCAAACUCAGAGUGUGCUAUGUGACAUGCUUUUCCGCAAUGCACCUAUAGGUAUAGUCACUCAGUCUCCAAAUAUAAUGGAUCUUGUUAAAUGUGAUGGAGCAGCUCUUUAUUACAGAGAUAAGCUCUGGGCGUUAGGGGUUACUCCUACAGAGACACAAAUUAGAGAUAUAAUCGAUUGGGUUCUUAAAAGUCAAGGAGGAGGAAACAGUGGCUUUACCACUGAAAGUCUAAUGGAGUCUGGCUAUCCGGAUGCUUCCGUCCUCGGGGAGUCAAUCUGUGGAAUGGCUGCCGUACAUAUUACCCAAAAGGUUUUCCUUUUCUGGUUCCGCUCUGGCACUGCAAAACAGAUCAAGUGGGGUGGUGCAAGACAUGAUCCUGAUGACAGAGAUGGUAAAAGGAUGCAGCAUCCUAGAUCCUCGUUCAAGGCUUUUAUGGAAAUAGUCCGGUGGAAAAGUAUGCCCUGGGAUGACAUGGAAAUGGAUGCUAUCAAUUCUCUGCAGCUGAUCAUAAAAGGCUCAUUGCAAGAGGAGCAUCCAGAGACUGUUGUGGAUGUGCCGCCGUUUGUGGAUAAUAGAGUCCAGAAGGUGGAUGAAAUGUGCGUUAUUGUGAACGAAAUGGUGCGGUUGAUUGACACAGCUGUUGUUCCGAUCUUUGCGGCUGAUGCCUCUGGUGUUAUAAACGGUUGGAAUUCAAAAGCGGCUGAGGUGACUGGGUUGGCUGUUGAACAAGCGAUAGGCAAACCUGUAUCAGAUAUCGUUGAAGAUGAUUCCGCAAUAACCGUUAAGAACAUGUUAGCAUUGGCUCUCCAAGGUAGCGAAGAACGUGGCGCCGAGAUCAGGAUCAGAGCAUUUGGUCCUAAAAGGAAAAGCAGUCCUAUUGAAUUAGUCGUCAACACUUGCUGUAGCAGAGAUACAACGAAUAAUGUUCAUGGUGUGUGCUUCAUUGGACAAGAUGUUACAGGCCAGAAGACGCUUAUUGAGAAGUAUAGCCGCGUGCAAGGAGAUUACGCCAGAAUCAUGUGGAGCCCUUCAACACUAAUCCCACCAAUUUUUAUGACCACUGAGAAUGGGUUAUGCUCAGAGUGGAACGACGCGAUGCAGAAGCUCUCUGGUAUAAGGAGAGAAGAAGCUGUGAAUAAAAUGCUUCUUGGAGAGGUUUUCACCUCAAAUGAUUCAUGCUGUCGACUUCAAGACCAUGACACGUUGACUAAACUCAGAAUAGCUUUAAAUGCUGUGAGUUCUGGCCAGGAUAACAUGGAGAAGCUUUUAUUUGGCUUCUACCAUCGUGAUGGUAGAUUCAUCGAGGCCUUGCUUUCUGCAAACAAAAGAACUGAUAUGGAAGGAAAAGUUACAGGGGUUUUAUGCUUUGUGCAAGUACCUAGUCCAGAACUCCAAUACGUUCUACAGGUUCAGCGAAUAUCAGAGCAGGCAAUGGCCUGCGCUGUGAACAAAAUGGCAUAUCUCCGCCAACAAGUGGAGAAUCCAGAAAAAGCAAUAUCCUUCCUUCAAGAUUUUCUACAUUCAUCUGGAUUAAAUGAAGAACAAAAGCAGCUCUUGAGUACAAGCGUGUCAUGCAGGGAGCAGUUAGCCAAAGUCAUAAGCGACUCAGACAUAGAGGGAAUCGAGGAUGGGUAUGUGCAGCUGGGUUGCAGCGAAUUCAGCCUUGAGGAAUCCCUGGAAGCAGUUGUAAAACAAGUGAUGGAGCUGAGCAUAGAACGUAAAGUGCAGAUCAUCUGCGAUUAUCCUCAAGAAGUUUCGUUAAUGAGACUGUAUGGAGAUUCCUUAAGGCUUCAGCAAAUCCUUUCAGAGACACUCUCAAGCUGCAUACGGUUCACUCCUGCAUUGAAGGGAUUGUGCGUAUCAUUUAAGGUAAUGUCACGGAUAGAAGCUAUAGGGAAAAGAAUGAAGAGAGUAGAGCUAGAGUUCAGGAUAAUACACCCGGCACCGGGACUGCCUGACGAUCUGGUAAGAGAGAUGUUUCAGCCUUUGAGGAAAGAUACAUCAAGGGAAGGAUUGGGACUACACAUAACACAGAAGAUGGUGAAACUCAUGGAGGGAGGAACGUUGAGAUACUUGAGAGAAUCGGAAAUGUCAGCUUUUGUGAUCCUCGCAGAAUUUCCAUUGAUUUGAAUGCAACUCUCCAAGGUCUCAAUAAAUAAAUGAAUAGAUGAUCGGACGUUAUUGGGUUUCACAUAAGUGUAUGUUUUUCUUUUCACAUAAAUGUAUGUUAGUUACUGUAACAUAAAUAUAGGACGUUAAUGUAAUAUACAUAUAGUUUACUCU